AACUCUUAUUUGGCAGAGCCAAAUCGAAUGAACGUUUUCGUGCGACUAGGACUCGAAGUUCUUUAUGUGUAGUAAAAAUUUGAAAACCUAUGUUUUUAAAAUGAGUGAGAUCUGGCUCAAAGAAGUCGAAAAAAGGGAAUUCCGUCACAUUUGGCCAGGCCGAUGACUGUAAUGGUUGUGAUUGUGCUGCCGGUUUAGUUUCAACAGUAAUAACAAAAUUACAAAUUGAAAGCAAAGAAGAAUUUAAUAGUGGAGAAGCAUUAGCCACAUGA
This is a messenger RNA of Didymodactylos carnosus, 272 nucleotides long. Lineage: Eukaryota; Metazoa; Rotifera; Eurotatoria; Philodinida; Philodinidae. The record is from the annotation of a GenBank genome assembly.